GGAUGACGUAUACGGGGCAGCCCGGCUCAAUGUUGUCUAACGGGAGCAUGUGGGUCUGCGGCGCACUGUGCCGGGCACAAGCCCUGGCCCGACCGCAGCAGGAGCUGUCCCCGUCUUCAGGACGCCGCGGGCCAGCUGUCUCCUCCUACUCCUCAUCUGCCAAGACCUCCCGGGUCCGAGCGCUGGUCUAUGGGCACCACGGGGACCCAGCCAAGGUCGUCGAACUGAAGAACCUGGAGCUAGCUGUUAUGGGCGGAUCAGACGUCCAUGUGAAGAUGCUGGCGGCCCCUAUCAAUCCAUCUGACAUAAAUAUGAUCCAAGGAAACUAUGGCCUCCUUCCCAAACUGCCUGCUGUCGGAGGAAACGAAGGUGUUGGACAGGUGGUAGCAGUGGGCAGCAAUGUGACUGGGAUAAAGCCAGGAGACUGGGUGAUUCCAGCAAAUGCCGGCUUGGGAACCUGGCGAACUGAGGCUGUGUUCAGUGAAGAAGCGCUGAUCGGAGUUCCGAGUGACAUUCCUCUUCAGAGUGCUGCCACCUUGGGUGUCAAUCCCUGCACAGCGUAUAGGAUGUUGAUGGACUUUGAGCAGCUACUGCCAGGGGACUCUGUCAUCCAGAAUGCAUCCAACAGUGGAGUGGGGCAAGCAGUCAUCCAGAUUGCUGCAGCCCUGGGCCUGAGGACCAUCAACGUGAUCAGAGACAGACCUGACAUCCAGAAGCUGACCCACAGACUAAAGAAUCUGGGAGCUGAACACGUGAUCACAGAGGAGGAGCUAAGAAAGCCAGAGAUGAAAAACAUCUUUAAGACCAUUCCCCAGCCACGGCUUGCCCUUAACUGUGUCGGCGGGAAAAGCUCCACAGAGUUGCUGCGGCAGUUAGCGCCUGGAGGAACCAUGGUAACCUAUGGGGGAAUGGCCAAGCAGCCCGUCACAGCCUCUGUGAGCCUGCUCAUUUUUAAGGAUCUCAAACUUCGGGGCUUUUGGUUGUCUCAGUGGAAGAAGGACCACAGUCCAGACCAGUUCAAGGAGCUGAUCCUCACCCUGUGUGACUUCAUCGGCCGAGGCCAGCUCACAGCGCCUGCCUGCUCUGAGCAUCCCCUGCAGGACUACCAGCGAGCCUUGGAAGUCUCCAUGAAGCCUUUCAUGUCUUCAAAGCAGAUCCUCACCAUGUGA
Messenger RNA from Chrysochloris asiatica (Cape golden mole), 1169 nucleotides. It is a transcript of the gene MECR, whose product is annotated as mitochondrial trans-2-enoyl-CoA reductase. Gene Ontology annotation, molecular function: trans-2-enoyl-CoA reductase (NADPH) activity. Lineage: Eukaryota; Metazoa; Chordata; Mammalia; Afrosoricida; Chrysochloridae. The transcript is spliced from 10 exons. Bases 3 to 1169 code for a protein of 388 amino acids. Gene Ontology annotation, biological process: fatty acid metabolic process. The record is from RefSeq and is a predicted model, not a curated record. Gene Ontology annotation, cellular component: mitochondrion.